Messenger RNA from Stegostoma tigrinum, 1153 nucleotides. RefSeq names its product gastrula zinc finger protein XlCGF71.1-like. The transcript is spliced from 2 exons. Lineage: Eukaryota; Metazoa; Chordata; Chondrichthyes; Orectolobiformes; Stegostomatidae. Bases 345 to 1046 code for a protein of 233 amino acids. Gene Ontology annotation, biological process: regulation of immune system process; negative regulation of transcription by RNA polymerase II; regulation of cytokine production. The record is from RefSeq and is a predicted model, not a curated record.
UCUGAAACCUUUGUAUCUGCGAGUUCCUGUGGAUUUUAUCUUUGGGGACACAGUGAAUCGUUGGAGAUUUUUGUUUUCAUGAGACUUGCUCUACAAUUCCGAGCUUUACUAUUAAGUUACGUCCAUCUGGAGUGAGUGUGACUGUUUUCCUGUGAAUCUGAAUUCACCUCUGUCCUCUGUGAAAGUCUCUCUGUCUUGUCGAACUUCGUGUCUCGAAUAAUGGGUGCAUUUUAAAAGCGUAUUCAAGGGGUGGAUUCGCAGUCGGGAAACUCGAACCAAACAUCUCAUCAAGAAUUGACAAAUUACUCAAUUUAUUGUAACCAGAAUAUCAUUGGAUUUUGACCAUGGAAGAAGAAAACACCUCUCAGAGUGGGGAGAAACCGUACACAUGUUCUGUGUGUGGUCGAGGCUUCAGCCAAUCAUCCGGCCUGUCUAAACACAAGCGCAGUCAUGACAGGGAGAAGCUGUGUAAAUGUGGGGACUGUGGGAGGGCGUUUAAUUUCCCUUGCGAGCUGGAAAUUCAUCAGCGCUGUCACACUGGGGAGAGGCUGUUCCUGUGCUCCGUCUGUGAGAAGGCCUUCACUCGGUCAGCACACUUGCUGCAACACCAGCGAGUUCACACUGGAGCGAGGCCGUUUACUUGCUCUGUUUGUGACAAAGGCUUUACUAAUUUGUCCAACCUGCUGAGACACAAGCAGGUUCAUACUAUCGAGAGACCUUUUAAAUGUACAGACUGUGGGAAGUGCUACAAAAGCUCCAGGGAACUGACACGCCACCAAAGUGUCCACACAGAUGAGAGACCAUUCAAGUGCUCUCAGUGUGAGACUGGGUUCAAGCAUUCAUUUGAACUCACUCUACAUCGACGCACUCACACUGGAGAGAAGCCAUUCACGUGCUCAAUGUGUCAGAAGAAGUUCACUCAAUCAUCUCACCUUCGGUCACACCAGCGAGUUCACACAGGGGAGACACCAUAUGCCUGCUCCAUGUGUGAGAAGAAAUUUGCUCAUUCAUUCCAUCUGGUGAGACACCAGCGAUGUCACAAGUAGUUCCGGUGUUGGGAUUUUCCUGUUAAUCACAUCCAGAACUGAUCCAUGUAUAUCAGGCUCUUAUUCUGUUGAUGUUAGUAAAAUCCAACCAAGUUAAAGUUGCUAGU